CAUGUUCGUCUGGAUAUUCGAAAAUAUCCACACACUCUGUGGCCCAAGUCAUGCAUACAUACGCGCGUUCUCUCUUCUCGUCUUCAGCAGCAUCUUUCUAAAUUUGAAAAAUUUUCAUAAUGAGCGUUCAUUCAAAUUAAUUUUCAAAAUAUUGAAUCAGUGCGAGCGAGUCACUCAGACGGAAACCACACACUAUUCGUUAAUAUUGGUCUGUUGUGAUUAAAGAAAAGUAAAAGUGAUGCAAAACUGAAUUAUCAUUAGAUAUACAAACAUACUUUCAUAUAAAAACUAUAUAUUUUUCAAAUAUGAAUUAUUGUGCUCUAUUUUGAUAAUUGUUUUGUGACCUCAGCAGUAAAGCAUACUACAUACACACAAUUUAAUACGCAAAACUAUUGACAUCACAAGAGUCACAAGUACGUUCUGAAACGGCUCAUUUGUGUAGUAAUAUGUUUCGUGUCUCGCAGGAGAUUCGGUUGAAUACAAGCAGCAGCGCUGAAGUGGCACGCUACUGCAACACCACGAAUGCCGACAGUGAAAAUGAUUGUAUUUUUGGAAAAUACCAAAGAACCCCAGACGCGGAUGCAUACCCCACAGAAAAUCCGUUGGUGCUAGUUGCACCCGAAUUAACAGACCCCAGCAAGGUGCAACUUCUUCACUUCCCAAAUGGCGCAAUGCGUGUCAAUUCUGAAGUGGAUUUCAUAAUCAAACGUAAUGGUGUGAAAGGAAAUUUCGAAGUAAAGGUUGAGAGCCCCUCUGGCAUAACCACUAUCACACCUCUACAAAUUAUUGAUCCCGAACGUUUAAGAGCAAACUUUCAACUGAAAGAGGCAGGUCUCUAUAAAGUGCACAUCAAAUGUAAUUCCGUGCCAUUACCCAAAUCGCCAUUCAUCAUAGUCUCCAUUUGCGGUGAGCCCGAGAGCAAUGUACACAAAAUGGAAUUGCCCGUAUUCAAAUCAGACGCCAGUUGUGUGACCUAUCGUGGACUUGGUCUAACACACAUUUCACUGGAAGAGAAGAACGAGUUCACCGUUGACGGUUCGGCAGCGGGCAACAACAUGUUGUUUGUGGGUAUAUUCGGACCCAAAGGACAAUGCGAUGAAGUCGUCAUUAAACAUACGGGAAAUAAUAUUUACAAAAUUACAUAUGAAGUGCGUGACCCGGGUGAUUAUUUGCUAGUGGCCAAGUGGGGUGACGAGCACAUACCAGGUUCGCCAUUCCAGCUGAAUGCCAUAUAAAGUUAGAGGAGCUAUUAUGUUGGUGUUUAUUCGUUUAUUUUCCAUAGUUACAUAAGCCCAACAAAAUAUACAGUCGUACUUAAUAUAAUUAUAAUUAAUGUUAAUAUAUUUAAAACCAUUACACAAAAGCAAAUUAUUAGCAAAUAUCGACUCAUAUUUUCCUUAAUUGUAUCACCUUUCAAUAAUUCACCAAGAUUAUGUAUGUUGUAAUUGAAAUUUGUUAGUAAAUAAAUAGCGAUCUAAACUUAAAAACACAA
Molecule: messenger RNA, 1492 nt
Organism: Zeugodacus cucurbitae (melon fly)
Lineage: Eukaryota; Metazoa; Arthropoda; Insecta; Diptera; Tephritidae
Product: filamin-A
Exons: 4
Coding region: 447-1235 (262 amino acids)
Biological process (GO): actin cytoskeleton organization
Molecular function (GO): actin filament binding
Source: RefSeq, a predicted model, not a curated record